Molecule: messenger RNA, 238 nt
Organism: Monoraphidium neglectum
Lineage: Eukaryota; Viridiplantae; Chlorophyta; Chlorophyceae; Sphaeropleales; Selenastraceae
Exons: 1
Source: RefSeq, a predicted model, not a curated record
AUGUCACACUGCGGCAUCAGCUACAGGGGGCCGCUGCACCUGGUGCUUGCGCAGCUCAAAGUGUGCUGCCCUGUGCUCCAAACCUCCCCGCGGGCGCAGUGCUACAAGGUGGUUCCGGCGCUUUUUGAGCGGCAGUUGCGCAAGAGCCUGGUCGCGUCACAGCGCGUCAACGUGCUGUAUGCAGUGCACAAGGUGCUGCGGUCCGCCAAGAAGCAGCUGCGCAACAAAAGCAGAUAUC